Molecule: messenger RNA, 840 nt
Organism: Miscanthus lutarioriparius
Lineage: Eukaryota; Viridiplantae; Streptophyta; Magnoliopsida; Poales; Poaceae
Source: the annotation of a GenBank genome assembly
AUGGCGGACCGCGGAGGCGAGCGUGGCGGCCAGCGCGGCGGCGACCGAGGCGGUUUCGGCCGCGGGUUCGGGCGCGGCGGGCGCGGCGACCGUGGCGGGCGCCGCGGCGGCCGGCGCGGCGGCCGCCAGCAGGAGGAGGAGAAGUGGGUGCCCGUCACCAAGCUCGGCCGGCUCGUGAAGGAGGGCAGGAUCAACAAGAUCGAGGAGAUCUACCUGCACUCGCUCCCCGUCAAGGAGCACCAGAUCGUGGAGCAGCUCGUCCCGGGGCUCAAGGACGAGGUGAUGAAGAUCACGCCCGUCCAGAAGCAGACCCGCGCCGGGCAGCGCACGCGCUUCAAGGCCUUCGUCGUCGUCGGCGACAACGACGGACACGUCGGGCUCGGCGUUAAGUGCGCCAAGGAGGUCGCCACCGCCAUCCGCGGCGCCAUCAUCCUCGCCAAGCUCUCGGUCGUGCCCGUCAGGAGGGGGUACUGGGGGAACAAGAUCGGGCAGCCGCACACCGUGCCCUGCAAGGUCACCGGCAAGUGUGGGUCCGUCACCGUGCGCAUGGUGCCGGCGCCUAGGGGGUCCGGGAUCGUCGCCGCCCGUGUGCCCAAGAAGGUCCUCCAGUUCGCUGGCAUUGAGGACGUCUUCACCUCGUCCCGUGGCUCCACCAAGACACUUGGUAACUUCGUCAAGGCGACCUUUGAUUGUCUGAUGAAGACCUAUGGCUUCCUUACUCCUGAGUUCUGGACUGAGACUAAGUAUAUCAAGACCCCGUUCCAGGAGUUCACCGACCUUUUGGCUAAGCCGACAAAGGGUCUUUUGAUCGAGCCUCCUACCGAGACUGUGGAAGCUUAA